Penicillium digitatum Pd1 is the source of this 600-nucleotide messenger RNA. RefSeq names its product bZIP transcription factor. Gene Ontology annotation, biological process: regulation of DNA-templated transcription. The record is from RefSeq and is a predicted model, not a curated record. Lineage: Eukaryota; Fungi; Ascomycota; Eurotiomycetes; Eurotiales; Aspergillaceae. Gene Ontology annotation, molecular function: DNA-binding transcription factor activity.
AUGCGACGCGCCCAGGUCCGCGAGGCGCAACAGGCAUAUCGCUCUCGCCAAAAGUCCCAGCUCUCUUCACUAAAAGCUCGCGUAGAGCAACUGGAAGAUGCGUUUUAUCACCUGAGCCAGACCAUGCAUGCAUUCGAUGACCAAAUGCUCCAGAAUGGGUCGCAGUGGUCUCAACCUGACCUUUUUCGGACAGUUCAGUUGCUACGGGAUGAUAUAGUGUCCCACUUCAAGCGGGCCGACAUUCAGUUCCAAGAGCCUCCAAAGAAGCAAAUGUCAGAAUCAUCACCGGCUGUCGUUGAGCAAUUACACGCACAGGUCGCCUCCGAGGUACCAAGGGGCAGAUUAAAAGAUCAUACUUUAGAGUCGGACUUCUGGAAAUUGUUUUUGGGCUCGUCCGCUGGCAUGAUUCCAUCGACUAACACCCAGACCCUGUAUAACCGAUCGAAGGACUUGGUUCCCAUUCCUAUGACACUACCUAUCGCUGAUACACACACGAUUCAAUACGCAACCACACCCUUCACCCAACGGCUUUUCCGCGCUUGUGCUGAAAGUGGGCAUCGAUUUCUGUCGAAUGAGAUAUAUAAAGAUGAAGACAUGUGA